Centropristis striata (black sea bass) is the source of this 12038-nucleotide messenger RNA. RefSeq names its product kinesin family member 21B (gene kif21b). The transcript is spliced from 35 exons. The record is from RefSeq and is a predicted model, not a curated record. Lineage: Eukaryota; Metazoa; Chordata; Actinopteri; Perciformes; Serranidae. Bases 335 to 5500 code for a protein of 1721 amino acids. Gene Ontology annotation, molecular function: ATP binding; microtubule binding; microtubule motor activity. Gene Ontology annotation, biological process: mitotic spindle organization; microtubule-based movement.
UUCUCUCAGAGAAGCGGUGUGGUUUCUGAGGAGCGCACAAGCUUUGCUCAUACGCACUUUAAAACAGGAUGUAGCGACUGAGGCAAAUCACGGAAAGACGAAAAAAGCGGGUUAAACACUGCGAUGUGAGCAAAACCAGCAGAGUGAUCAAAAAAAUGACCGCCACAGCGGAGGAGAAGACAGGAGGAGUCCCGAUGAGGCAGCUCACCGCCGGCAGGUCUUGACGGCUGCUCCCGCUGACCUGAGACGCCCAGCACCGCACGGUUUUACACUCGCCGAAAACCCCAAUAAGCCGAAAUACUGCACAUCCCAUCAGCGAAGCUUGAAAGCGACAAUGGCGAGCCAGGGCGACUGUGUGAAGGUUGCAUUGAGGAUUCGUCCUCAGAUGGCCAAGGAGAAGAUAGAGGGCUGCCACGUGUGCACGCUGGUCACACCUGGAGAACCGCAGGUGCUCCUGGGUAAAGACAAGGCCUUCACCUACGACUUUGUGUUUGACAUCGACUCAGAGCAGCAGCGGAUCUACCACGCCUGUGUGAACCAGCUCAUCGAGGGCUGCUUCGAGGGCUACAACGCCACCGUGUUUGCUUAUGGUCAGACGGGUUCGGGGAAGACCUACACCAUGGGGACGGGCUUUGAUGUGAGCCUCGGCCCGCAGGAGCUGGGCAUCAUCCCGCGGGCUGUUCACCAGCUGUUUGAGGGGAUCCAGAACAGGAGGCUGCGCGCCCAGGAGACCGGCAGCCAGCCGCCCGAGUUUAAAGUCAGCGCCCAGUUCCUAGAGUUGUACAAUGAAGAGGUCCUGGAUUUGUUCGAUGGAUCCAGAGAGCCAGAGAGUCGCAGCAGGAAGUCCAACAUUAAGAUCCAUGAAGACGCCAGUGGCAGCAUCUACACCACCGGAGUCACUUCCAGACUGGUGCACUCAGAGGACGAGCUGCUGCAGUGCCUGAAGCUCGGCGCUCUGUCCCGCACCACAGCCAGCACCCAGAUGAACGCCACAAGCUCCCGCUCGCACGCCAUCUUCACCAUCCACCUCUGUCAGAUGAGAGUCUUCCAGCAGGGUCAAAUGAACGGAGCAGGAGCAGGAGCAGGAGCAGGAGCAGGAGCAGCAGGAGCAGGAGCAGGAGGAGGAGGAGGAGGAGGAGGAGGGGGAGAGAACGGAGAGUUGAACGGCGUGGACUCCAGCGCCAUCGCUCAGCCAGAAUUUGAGACGCUGAUGGCAAAGUUCCACUUUGUGGACCUGGCUGGCUCUGAGAGGCUGAAACGCACAGGAGCUACAGGAGAACGAGCCCGCGAGGGAAUCUCUAUUAACUGUGGACUGCUGGCGCUGGGAAAUGUGAUAAGUGCUUUAGGAGACCAGGCUAAGAAGGGAGGACACGUCCCUUACAGAGACUCCAAACUCACCCGUCUGCUACAGGACUCACUGGGAGGCAACAGCCGCACAGUGAUGAUCGCCUGUGUCAGUCCGUCAGACCGGGACUUCAUGGAGACGCUGAACACGCUGAAGUACGCCAACCGUGCCCGAAACAUCAAGAACAAGGUGGUGGUGAACCAAGACAAGACCAGCCAGCAGAUCAGCGCCCUGCGUGCAGAGAUAGCUCGACUUCAGUUGGAGCUGAUGGAGUACAAGGCGGGGAAGCGUGUGGCAGGUGAGGAUGGUUCAGAGGGCUACAGCGACCUGUAUCAGGAGAAUGCAAUGCUGCAGAGAGAGAACGACACGCUGCGCCUCAGGGUGAAGGCCAUGCAGGAGACCAUCGACCACCUCAACACCCGUGUAACACAUCUGCUGGCCAAUGAGGUCAGCGCCCUGCUGACCAAGUCAAGUGAGGGCAACGAGGAGAUCGGAGCUUUAGUCCAGAACUACAUCCGAGAGGUUGAAGAACUUAGAACCAAGCUUCUUGAGAGCGAAGCCAUGAACGAGUCGCUGCGGCGGCAGGCGGCUCGACUUUCUUCGCGUACUCCGUUCCCUUCCUCCUCUCUCAGCCCCGCCCCCGGACACCCACCUGGCUCCUCCCCCGCUCCCCUAUCCAUGGAGGCGGAGAUGACGGACGUGUUACGCCGGGCCAAGAUGGACAUCGAGAGGCUGAAGAAGAAGGAGAGGAGGCAGAGGAGGAUGAGUCCUGAGCUGGAGAAAGGUCUGAAGAAACGAGUGAAACUGCACACUCAUGAGAAUGGAGAGAACGGGCAGAGUGGGGAAAACGGACAAAACGGACAGAACGGGGAGAUUGAUUCUGACGAAAAUUACACUGAGGACGUCAUGUCUCCGCUGCAGGAGGAGAGCGGCUGCGAUGAAGAUGAGGGGGAGGAUGAAGAGGAAGGCAGGGAGGAGGAGGACGGCUUUGACAGUGACGAGAGCCUGGUGGAUUCAGACUCUGACUCUGAUGAGAAAGACAACCUGCAGGCGGACCUGGCUGAUCUGACCUGCGAGAUCGAGAUCAAACAGAAGCUAAUAGACGAGCUGGAGAACAGCCAGCGGAGGCUGCUGAUGCUGAAGCUGCAGUACGAGGAGAAGCUCAUUCUGCUGCAGAACAAGAUCCGAGACACUCAGCUGGAGAGAGACCGCGUGCUGCAGAAUCUCAUGUCCAUGGAAAACUACACAGAGGAGAAGGCCAACCGGAUCAAGCAGGACUACGAGAAACGUCUUAAGGAGAUGAACCGAGACCUGCUGAAGCUCCAAGCAGCACAGAAAGAGCACGCACGCCUGCUCAAAAACCAGGGGAGGUACGAACGGGAGCUGAAGAAACUCCAGACAGAGGUCAACGAGAUGAAGAAAGCCAAGGUGACGCUGAUGAAGCAGAUGAAGGAGGAGCAGCAGAGGAGGAGGAUGGUGGAGGCAAAGAGGAACCGUGAGAUCGCCCAACUCAAGAAGGAGCAGCGCCGACAAGAGUACCAGAUCCGAGCGCUGGAGUCUCAGAAGCGGCAGCAGGAGCAGGUGCUGCGCAGGAAGACCCAGGAGGUGACGGCCCUGCGGCGCCUGGCCAAGCCCAUGUCAGACCGUGUAGCUGGGCGAGUGGCCCGCUGGAACCAGACCCCCCCAGUUUCCGACUCCGGAGCCGAGUUUUCAGCCAGCACCACAGCAAGCAGCUCUGAACCUGAGACUGGCAGGACUGUGAGCGGGCUGGUGAGGCAGUGGAACAACAAAAACAAUGCUAUUGGAUAUCUGGCAGAGAGUGAAGGGAGCAUGGAUGGAACCAGAGUCAUCGGCAGUCGGAAGAAGUUGCAGCGCAAGCCAGCAGGCAUUGGCAGCGUCGGAGCAGCGAGCAGAGCCAGCAGCUUCUCUAAGUCCGCCCGUCAGAAGUGGCAAGCCCUCGAGCGCCGCAUUAUGGACAUUGUCAUGCAAAGAAUGACGAUCUCAAACGUUGAAGCUGACAUGGAUCGCCUCAUCAAGAAGCGAGAGGAGCUGACAGUCCAGCAGGAAUCGCUCUCACAUAAGAGGGAGGUACUGAUGGCGGACGGGGAGGGACCAGAAGCAGAGGACCGCCUCCUUCAGGAAAUAAACGAGGACAUUGAGGUGCUGAACGCCAACAUCGACUACAUCAACGACAGCCUGUCUGACUGCCAGGCCACCAUUGUACAGAUAGAAGAGACCAAGGAUGAGCUCGAUUCUGUGGACACUUCCGUGGUGAUCAGCUCCUGCUCUCUGGCUGAAGCGCGCCACCUGCUGGACCACUUCCUGAAGGCUUCCAUAGAGAAAAGUUUGCAUGUGGCUCAGAGGGAGGCUCAGGUCCGACUGCUGGAGGGUCAGCUGAGACAGACAGAUGUGAUCGGCUCGUCUCACAAUCACAUAAUCCUCGAUGCCCUGAGAGAAAAGGCAGAAUACAUCCCUGAACUCCAGGCUCUCAUCCACAAUGUACAGCAGGAAAAUGGUUACGCCAGCACAGACGAGGAGCCCUCUGAGUUCAGCCAAGCCUCUGACAACAGUGUAUCUCAAAUGAAAGAAUCCAACAGCCAGGACGAUUUCAAAAUAAAGAUGGAGCCUCGUCUGUCAGUUCAGAUGAAGGCGGUUUCUGCGGAGUAUCUGGGUCCCUUGCUGGACCCCUCGUCCAGCAGCAAGCAGCAGCACAUCACCAAGUCUCUGGCCUCGCUGACAGACAUCCAGGAGGACGGUCUGAGCCUGGGGUCAGCGAGUCUGGGGCUCAGCCUGGCCCUUCGGGACCCCUACCACAGGGAGCGGGCCUCCCGCACAAUCAGCCUACCUAUCAGGGGACACACCUUUCCCAGGCAGUCUCGUGGUUAUGACACUUCCCCUCUAACAAGGAGGAAAUCUUACGACCGUGCGUACAGGCCCACUGAUGGCUACACGCCCCCCUCCUCCCCUCCUCUGAGGACCAGGAACGACCGCAACGUCUUCUCAAGGCUCACCAGCAACCAAACCCAAGGUUCUGCUCUGGACAAGUCGGAUGACAGCGACUCCUCGCUCUCCGAGGUGCUCAGGGGUGUGAUCAAUCCCAUUGGGGGUGUGAAGGGGGGUCGGACAGCACCCCUGCAGUGUGUUUCUGUAGCUGAGGGCCAUUCGAAACCGGUUCUGUGUGUGGAUGCUACUGAUGAGCUGCUAUUCACUGGAUCUAAAGAUCGCACCUGUAAGAUGUGGAACCUGGUAACAGGUCAAGAGAUCGUCACCCUCAAAGGCCACCCAAACAAUGUGGUGUCAGUCAAAUAUUGUCCAUCCUCCUGUCUGGUCUUUUCUGUCUCCACCUCCUACAUCAAGGUGUGGGACAUCCGCGACUCCGCCAAGUGUAUCCGCACGCUAACUUCAUCGGGGCAAGUGGUUUCAGGUGAUGCAUGUGCGGGCACCACCACCCGCACAAUAACCUUUGCACAGGGCGAGUGUCAAAUUAAUCAGAUAUCGCUGAACCCGUCAGGAUCUGUGCUCUACGCUGCUGCUGGAAACACUGUUCGCAUGUGGGACCUCAACAGGAUGCAAGGGAUGGGGAAGCUGACAGGCCACAUCGGCUCUGUUAUGUGUCUGACAGUGGGACAGUCUCUGCUGGGCAAAGACCAAGUAAUCACUGGCUCCAAAGACCAUUAUGUCAAGGUGUUUGACGUGGCAGAGGGAACUAUGGGUAAUGUAGGCCCAGCUCAUAACUUUGAGCCACCCCACUAUGAUGGCAUCGAGUGUUUGGCUGUACAGGGAGACGUGCUGUUCAGCGGGUCCAGAGAUAAUGGCAUCAAAAAAUGGGAUUUGGAGCAGCAGGAACUCACUCAGCAAAUCCCCAACGCCCAUAAGGACUGGGUGUGCGCUCUUGCAUAUGUCCCGGGCCGGCCCAUGCUGCUGAGCGCCUGUCGGGGCGGCGUGAUGAAAGUGUGGAACGUGGACAACUUCACUCCUAUAGGGGAGGUCAGAGGUCACGACAGCCCGAUAAAUGCCAUUUGUACCAACUCAAGACAGAUCUUCACUGCGUCCAGUGACUGCAGGGUGAAGUUGUGGAGCUAUGUGCCAGGCUUGACCCCGUGUCUUCCUCGACGGGUCCUGGCCAUCAAGGGCCGAGCCACCAGCCUCCCAUGAUUGUCCCUUCUCCGCUCACCAACCCUCCCUUCCUCUGCGACAAGACAGUGAAGAUCUGGUCGUCAAAGGUGUGGAGGAAGAGGUGACACCCGCAGUGGCUCCUUUGUCGGCCAUCUUGCUGAGACUUCAGCCACUCGUCUGUGACACGCUCACUUUCAGCAAUGAGAUGUGACACCUUUUCCGAGGCAAUCAAGGUGUUUUUUCUUUGCCAAGGUGCUAAAUGACAAAGCCAAAAGGCAAAGGCGGAAUAUGUGUUUCAAGGCAAAAAAAUAUUUGCCUUUUAGAUUUUUUUUUUCUGCCAAUUUGAAAGUGCCAUUCAGGUGUGAUGCUACCUGGACAAUAUAAACCGUAUCUUCACAGCCGUGGAUACAACAGGCGGAACAAUUUCUCAACCCUGACAUGAAAACGGCCACGGCCUGGUAUUAAAAGGAAAAGAAAAAGUGUCCUUUUGUUCUUUUGCCAAGGUGUGAGAGUCCUUGUGGAACAGCGACAGACGAAUUUGCUCAAAGGCGUGUAUUCAUGUGUCUGUUCUCUGAAAGUCAUGACAUGGACUGAAUUUAAAUCCCAGACGGAUAUUAACUCAUAACUGGAACCUCUGACCAUUUCCUCCUGUUCCUCCAUCCAGGAGUGUUAGUGUUCAUUAGUGACGGUCCUGUUCAUGAACACACUGGAGGGUCAUGGUAUGAGGUCAUUGUGGUGGAUGAUAGAAAAUUGCUCAUCUAGGAUAACUGGCAAAUUCCAUAAAACACCACUUGAUUUUCAGUUUUUUACACCGGAGAUUCCCUCCGAUCACUUUUAUCACUCUCAGUAUAUCACUGAAACUUUAUUGCUCCAUAAGUCGUGUUAAUUUUUUUUAAUGACUUUUACUAAUUUAUUAUUUUCCCUACCUCAGUUGUUUUGGACUUUGCUGCGAGGUGGGAGUGAACAUUUUUACGGGUCUCUGUGUACAACAUGGUGCUUGACAUGUUGAAGACUUUAUUUAAUGCCUGGCUCUUCAUCUCUGUGUGGAUGUGUCCUCUGUGGCCCUCUGGCUAUAAGACUGUCUAGCUGCUGACCCUGCAAACAGGAAAAGCACUAGUCCAGUAGCACAACUAAGGUAGCACUGGCCUCGGAGGAUCUGACCGGAUUGUAAUAUCUGCUUUGUAAAGUGCUAACUGCGGCAAAAAUGAAAAAUACCCCUGCAGAUGCACACGACACCAACAGUACAUACCGACAGCACAGAGUCCUAAGACAUUUGUGAGCCAGGUACUCCAUUGUGGCCAAAGUUCCAGAUCAUUAUCUCAACCAUUGUACAGUAUGUGGCUCCUACCUGCUAUCUAUCCUCCACAUAGAAGGUAAUAGGAGCCCCACAAGUCCCCCCCUGCCUACUUUCAGCUCCCAUCUGAUCUGGAAGUUUAGUGACUGUAUCAGACUGACCAGCCUUACUGAAGAGUCCACCUCUCUCCCAGCUACUGAACUUCUCUGGAAAGCCAAUUUAAUUAGAGGUCUCGCUGCUCAACCAGCUGCUUUUCAGGCAAGAUUACUUGGGUGAAAGUAGGUCAUAACUGAGAGGGAUUUCUUAUUAAAAUCCCAAUUUUCUUCCACCCACUAUUUGCUGCUACAUUUAAAGAGAGAGAGAGAAACUUCCGGUACAUGUGCACUGAUGUACAAAUCUGUUUAUGUGGCAGAUUAAGUGUGUGGCACACUUGUGCACAAACCGUGGACACACACUCACAAACACAAGAUUUCAGUGGAUGUUUCGGUUAUCCAUCUUGCCUGAUAGGUCCUGGCACCCCUCACUGCGUUGAUUUAAUGUCUCUUUAAUGAAACACAUUCAGCACUGCACUGACGCACACACAUUGAUACAAACAUACACACUCCUACAGGCAACACUUAUAACCCAAGUCUUAAAACUCAGUUCAAUUAUCUUUUUGAAUACAGAUAACAGCGUGCUGCAGGAAUGAGUUCUAAAACCCGGUAACGAGUUGGCAUUUCUGGUUCCCUCAUCACAAAAGGGUUUUUGUUUAGAAAUAAGGUCUGUGGUUAAUACAAGCUGAAGAGAUUUUCAUGUUUUGUUCAACGAUGCAAAAUACUUCAGUAAAAACCCCACUAUUUUUUUUUUUUUUUUAGCUUUUAUGUGUCUUUAAGAAGGUGGUUGUUAACAAACAACUAAAUGAGACUUCAGAGUUUGUCCAGGACUUCUGCCGAUUGCAUAUAUAAUUAAAAAUUCAUAAUUUUGCUGAACAAUAUGUGUAAGUAUCAAAAGAUUAGUUUUGCCACUGAGUUUAUUGUCUGCGAUAACCCAAAAUUCAAUGGCUCCAAUUCAAGUCCCAUUGGCUUUUUGUUGAGGGAACCAGGCUGAUGCAAGUGUCUCGGUUGGCCAAUAAAAAUACAACAUCCCUGCAGCACUAUAGUAAGCAUUCACAUCAGUUAAUGUGCUUUUUUGUAUCAGUUCAGUGUUUUGUAGUACACAUGUCUUACAACCUGAUAAAAACACAAUUCAUGUCUGUAAGUCUCAAACUUUCACAGCACAGUUUUUUUCUGCUCAGAAAACACACUCCUGAAAAAAAAGCAUACUUUGGUCAUUUAGUGCACUUUUCUUCAAAAAGACCCAGAAACAUGUAGUUUAAUUGAACAAAGGUUGGAUCCUAAAACAGCAGUGACAGGUGCUGAAGUUAGUCCACAUUUUUCAAUAUAGUCUUUGCAAACUCUCCUCUCAGAGGGAGUCUUUACACUGCUGAUUGUUGAUGUAGCCAACAUGAGUUUGAAGCUGCUUACAUUCUCCAAAAGCAAUGAUGUGGGUUUUGGUUUUAUAUCGGGAGGGGGGGUGCAGUGAAUGCAAAUGUGUGGAUGGGGGGUGAUAUGUUGAAGUGUUCUUGGUUUUAAUAUUUUGCCAUGCUUAGUAACUCAGGUAAAGGUUGGAGGAUAAUGUUAGUCAUACUUUAGUCACCCCUGUGAAUUUAGGUAGCUCUUUGAAUCGACCAAAUGCCUUGUUUGAAAUAUUUUUUUUUUUACUUUAAGAAAAAAGGUACUAUCAUGUAUCCCCCCUUUUUGUUUUUUUUGUUUUGCAUUUGAUUCCCUUUACUUGUUAUCUAUGUACUGUGUACUGAUUUCUGUACAAAAUGUACACAUGGAUCUUCCCAAUCUGGCCAAAGCUGAAAGUCUUGCAACUCUGAGAAGAUGUGCACUGAUUUUUGACCACUGUUAGUUGUUAUAAAAUAUGUAUAAAAUAUGGUAAUUGUAUAGUAGUGAAACUGGAGUGAGCGGUACAAAAUGUGGUCAGUAGGGAAAUUAACCUCUGAUCACAUAAUGGGUUACUUUGACCUUGAGUUCGACUCCACUGGGCCCUUCACUGUACACUAUGUAUUUAUCUGGGCUCAUUAGCCAAACUGACCCUGCUCACCAGCUCUGUGGUGUGUUUCAUGUGAUAACAAAGCUAAGAGACAGCCUUUAUCUCAGUUUUCUUUCCUCUUCUCUAAACACCUACUUACUGCUUUAGAAGAUCGCAUAGUACCGUAGCUUUAGACACUUUCUUAGAUGCCCUGUGCUUGUACAUUUGCUGAAGGAUGCAUGUUGUUAGUGGUACUCAUCUGUGGAUUGGUCAUCUCAAAAUAUAGCAAUUUAGUCGACAAUUAAUUCCCUCUGCAACUGUCAAUCCUGAUGUUUAACAUCCGAGUGGAUUUACUUACUAAACCCUAAAAGGAUUUGGCCAUUUGUUUGAAUUCUGAAGCAUUGAUAGUCACUGACUUACGUGUGAAACAUGUAGCACAAAAUUUUGAGUGUGUUACAUAAAAGAUGCUUGCUUGGAAGAUUUAUAACAUCCAAGCAGAAGCCCUAAAUUAUUAUCUGGCCUCCACCCAAAGUUGCCCCGAGUUCUAAAGGCUUGUGUUCUGUCAAUGUCAGCACCACUUCAUUACUUGACAAUGUGUAAAUAGGUGUGUCGUACCUUUUUAAAUAUUACAGAGGAGAUUUAUUCGAGGUUAACUGACGUAUUCCUCAUCAGCUGGCCUCAGAGAAAUCUCUGCAAGUUAGGAUUUACAUGCACUUUGGAUAAUGAACACUGCUGUGAAUACUCUGUGAACUGUUUUCCAGAUAUGUAUUAAGCCUAGUUUUAGACUUAGUUUACAAAGAUGAAGUUUAUAAGUCCCAAAACGAGGCUUAAAGCACUGAUAUAGUGCUGAAAAGAUCACAUCUGUUUAGCGCUACGGUAGGUUUAGAAUUCAAUUAUAUUAAUGUAUGUGCUGAUACAAUUUGUAAGAUAAUAGUCGAGACAUAGAAAGACAGUCCCCCAGUAUGUCCCUGCCUUUAGAGUCCCCUUUUUUAGCAAGUGUUACCUGGGAAUGAGAAUUUUCUGUUUAACAGAGCAGCAUGCACACCUCUGUAGACGCUCAGGAGAGUCCAUCUCCAUCCUUAUUUCCCUGGCUGUCUGCUGGUAUUCUGACAUUUUUUCUUAAUAACACUGACCACAAACAGGCUAUAUUACUCCAUGAAAGACAGAAACUGAGACACAGGGUGACAAGAUCAAACCUUGAUCUAUUUUUUCUGCAGCAAUCAGCUGCAGAAAAACACUGCCUGAUGAAAUGUCCCUUUCAGAAAGGGAUAUUAUCACACUAAAUGUACCGUUUAGCAUGUGGUACUGUUUGAUCAAUACCACUCUCUGAUCCCAAACUGGUACACCAACUGACAAUGUUCUGUCACCAAACAUGAAAAAAAAUCUGUUGUAGGUUUCCGUGGCCUCUGUUACCAUCUAGUUUAAAUUGGAAAGCUGUUUGACCAAAGCUAAAAAUCAUGUGAACAGCUGAUGCCUUGCUCACUCUUUCAAGCCACUAUGUGUGUAGUUGAAAUUUUCUGACUGCCCAAGUGUAGUUAAAUAAAACAGAAAACAUUGUGGAAAAUGACGUGCACCCACGGAUCUCACAUGGGAACAGAAUGAAUUGACCAUUUGCUAAGCCCCGCCCCCUCUAGAUACUGUUGCUAUGCCUGUCAAUCUUUUCGUUUUUGCACAGAACUUAUGCCGUUUACAAUAAUAGUCGCAGAUUUAACAAAAAAAAAAAAAUACAGCAUAAUGUGAAACUUUGGGUCCUCCAUUUCACAUAAGUUUACAAAGCUAUAUAUCGAACAUACAUCCAUGUUUUAAAGUUUGCAUUUUCAAACAAUAUGCGUAACUUUUACCAAAGAAAAGGAUUUUAGGAUAAAGAAAAACCAAUAAGUUACAACACUAUCCAAUCGAAAUUUGGCUGGAGUUGCUGAAGUGUAAACUUCAAGAGCAAAGAGCCAGAAAAAAAUUCCCCCAGGAUAAUAAGUGAUACACAGUUUUUACAUCAGCUAGCAGUGGUUGGUUUGUCAGAGAGUGUAGGCAGAGCUAACGCAAACCAGCUUGCUCCUCAACUCACUUGUCUAUGAAGUGGGUAACUGUAAGAAAAACAGAAAAACAAUCUUUGAGAUUGUAACUUUAAUCUAUAACCUCUAAUAAUAAUAAUAUAGUUUCUCAAUGACAUCCUGUGCUUUUUAAAAAACACUGAUUUCAGGUAGUAGCCAGAUAUGCUAACAUUUUGAAAAGCUUAAAAGAGAAAAGGCCAGCAUCCUGACUUUUUAAAUAUGGAGUUUUGCUGUGCACACUGUUGGAUGUGGAAAAAAUCCAAUAAAGGAGGUGUGCUCUGCCCAGUUAUGGUCUCUAAGCUGUGAUUAGACAAUCACUGAUCGGGGGCGGGGUUAAGCAAAUGGUAAAUUGGCUGAAAGCAAAACAAAGACAGCAACAAUUUUUACAGGCCAACAAAAAGUUUCAAAGUGUAGUGGCUGUGAUGUGUGUGUCUGGUGUUAGAUAUAGGACCAGAGGGCAGAUACAGUAGAAGAGCUGCCAGUCAAACUGAUUGUGUGAUUACCACCUGUAGCAUUUCCAGCCCGGCCCAACCAUCUUAAGACCACUAGGAAAUGAAACCCAAGUAGUCAGCUCAGCUUCAGCCUCGUGCCUCAGCCAACAGGCCUUACUGCCUUAAAGAAACAGAAUGUGAAUGUAGGACAUUGAUAAUCAUUCACUUAAUAUCCUGAAUCUGUAACAGACUUAUUCUGAUGAUUGUAGAUUGUCCUGCAGAUUGUGAAAUUCUGUUCUAAGUCAGCCAAUGUCUUUAUCAGCGUGGCUGAAACAACUCUGAACUUUGCCUCAGGCUGCUGAGGGGAUGGGAUUGCAUUUAGACACAAUCGAGAGGGCACUUUACUGCUUUGCUGCUCGGCGGCAAAUCGCUAUCACACACCAACACAGACAGCUGCUGUAAUUUUUCUCCAGGCAUGUGUUGUCAUCUUGAGCUCACAUAUGGUAAAACAAUAUGUGGCAGCGUCUGUGAAAUAUGUACUCAUGGGACAAAAAUGCAGGGUCAAAGGUCAUUUGUGCCUUUUAUUGCACAGACUACUCCCUCUUAAACAAGUGUAAAUGUGUACAGUUUUUUUUAUAUGACAUUGUGCAUGUGACCAAGCCAUGUAAAAUAUCUUACUGUAUAUAAUGUAAGUAAAUAUUUAAUGAAGGAGCCAACAUUCCCUCAAGAAAAUAAAUAAGUUAAAACAA